GCUCCCUCCUGUGCUCCAGACUCGAACCACACCUUAGCCAAGCGUUAUGGCCCCUCCCACCUGCCGGUUCCUCCGUGCUGCACUGGUUCUGCUGCUGCUGCUGGCCACCAACCACCAGGCUACAGGGGCUGUUGUGGCUAGUGAGCUGCGCUGUCAAUGCCUGAAGACUAUAUCAAGGAUUGACUUCAAGAACAUCCAGAGCUUGACAGUGACACCCCCGGGACCCCAAUGCACCCAGACAGAAGUCAUAGCCACUCUCAAGGAUGGUAAAGAAGUUUGCCUCAACCCUGAAGCCCCCUUGGUUCAGAGGAUCAUCCAAAAGAUUCUGAACAAAGGCAAGGCUAACUGACCUGGAAAGAAGUGUGGGCUGCUGUACCUCAAUGGGAAGAACCAAAGAGAAAAGAAUCCAACAGCACCCCGGAAGUCUGAAUCGUACCUGAUGUGCUUCACUGUCUGAGAGUUCAUCUAUUUAUUUAUCUAUGUAUUUAUUUAUUUAUUUCCAAUGUCAAGAUGUUGUUGUGUUUAUUAUGAUAUUUAAAGAUAUGUGUUUGCUAAUUCACUGUAAUAUCUUAAAAGGUCAUUUUAAUAUGUUAAAGUUUAUUUUAAUAAUGUUUAAAUGUUCAAUUAAAGUUAUUUUACUUAUGUAGUUGGAAGGUGAUGUAUUUUCAAAUCUAUUUAUUCAUUAGAUUCUGGGGUCGGUGGUGAGUUGGGCACAUCACACUCACUGUGAUAGAGACUGGGGAUAAGGGGUGGGGGAGAGAAACAGAUGCAGUCAGAUGGCUUUCAAGGCAGGACUGUGUGUGUCCACAUCAUUUUUUGUAAGAAGAGUAGAACAGCUGUUAUUCAGGUUUCUGUAUUUCUACACUAUGUGUACAACAUUUCUGAUGCUGAAUUUUCAAUGUUGUGAGUAUCCCUUGGACAUUUUAUGUCUUCAUUGUAAGGCACAGUGCCUUGCUUAGCAAUUGCCUUGUCAUGCUUUCUCAUGUCUUGAAGUAGAGACAUUUAUUUAUUCAUGCACUUUUACAAAUACAAAAAAUAAAAAC
This is a messenger RNA of Grammomys surdaster, 1043 nucleotides long. Its product is annotated as C-X-C motif chemokine 2. Bases 47 to 349 code for a protein of 100 amino acids. Gene Ontology annotation, biological process: cellular response to lipopolysaccharide; chemokine-mediated signaling pathway; inflammatory response. The transcript is spliced from 4 exons. Gene Ontology annotation, molecular function: chemokine activity; CXCR chemokine receptor binding. Gene Ontology annotation, cellular component: extracellular region. The record is from RefSeq and is a predicted model, not a curated record. Lineage: Eukaryota; Metazoa; Chordata; Mammalia; Rodentia; Muridae.